CCCUCCUUCCUUCCUUCCCAGCUGGCACCGCACUCCGGGCCUCGCCGGCCAGCCGGCUCCCUCCCCGUCUGUCUAUGUCUUUUUCUGACUCCAGCGCUACCUUCCUGCUCAACGAGGGCUCUGCUGAUUCCUACACUAGCCGCCCAUCGUUGGAUUCCGACGUGUCGCUAGAAGAGGAACGUGAAGGGGUGAAGCGCGAAGUGGAGAACCAGGCCCAGCAGCAGCUUGAAAAAGCCAAGAACAAACCAGUUGCAUUUGCUGUCCGUACUAAUGUCAGCUACUGUGGCGCAUUGGAUGAAGAAUGUCCUGUGCAGGGAUCUGCCAUCAACUUUGAAGCCAAAGACUUCUUGCAUAUUAAAGAG
Molecule: messenger RNA, 362 nt
Organism: Thamnophis sirtalis
Lineage: Eukaryota; Metazoa; Chordata; Lepidosauria; Squamata; Natricidae
Source: RefSeq, a predicted model, not a curated record